GAUUGUGAGCUGUCAAACCGCGGCGGGAGUGAUUGAUUUUUCUAAAGCUUUUCUCGGUAGUUUCACGGAUUUCGUCAUCUCGAACUUGCUAAACCAGUUAACAGCUAAUAUACUAGAUUAAACAUGGUUCUGGAUUUGGAUCUGUUCCGCAGCGACAAAGGGCACGACCCGGCCAAGGUUUUCGCGAACCAGGAGCGGCGUUUCAAAGACGUCUCCCUUGUGCAAACCGUAAUCGAUCAGGACGGCGAAUGGCGAAAGUGUCGUUUCAACGCGGACAACUUCAAUAAACUGAAGAACCUCUGCAGCAAAGAGAUUGGCGAGAAAAUGAAGAAAAAAGAACCGCAGGGUGCGGAAGACGAGCCGGUUCCGGAUUCUAUAGUGACGGAUUUGCUGGCCUUGAAAAGUGAAGAUUUGAAGGCGCUGACUGUGAAUCAGAUUAAAAAAGUACGCGGAUUAAUCGAUGAUGCGGUGGUUGAUAACGAGAAGAAACUUAACGAAGCGGAGGCAAAGCGGAAUUCUGCUUUGAGGGAGGUUGGUAACCAUUUGCACGAAAGCGUACCCGUUAGUAACGACGAGGAUGAAAAUCGAAUCGAGCGAACCUUCGGAGAUUGCGAGAAACGUCAGAAGUAUUCCCACGUAGAUUUGAUAGUUAUGAUUGAUGGAAUGAAUGGUGAGAAAGGGGCAGUAGUUUCCGGCGGGCGAGGAUACUUCUUAACGGGUCCGGCAGUGUUUUUGGAACAGGCCUUAAUUCAACAUGCUUUGCAUAGCUUGUAUAACAACGGGUAUACUCCUCUCUACACUCCAUUCUUUAUGCGCAAAGAGGUGAUGCAAGAAGUGGCACAAUUGUCACAAUUCGACGAGGAAUUGUACAAGGUUGUUGGAAAGGGUAGUGACAAAGCGGAAGAAGGCAGCACCGAUGAGAAGUACUUGAUUGCCACAUCUGAACAACCCAUCGCGGCCUAUCAUCGCGAUGAGUGGAUUCCUGAGGCUUCGUUACCCAUCAAGUAUGCUGGUUUGUCUACGUGCUUCCGACAGGAAGUGGGUUCCCAUGGGCGCGACACCCGUGGCAUUUUCCGAGUUCAUCAGUUUGAGAAGGUGGAACAGUUUGUACUGACCUCUCCACAUGACAAUAAAUCCUGGGAAAUGAUGAACGAAAUGAUAGCUAACUCGGAACAAUUUUGCCAGUCCCUGGAAAUUCCUUAUCGCAUUGUGAAUAUUGUUUCUGGAGCAUUGAAUCACGCGGCUUCGAAAAAACUUGACUUGGAAGCCUGGUUUGCCGGUUCUGGUGCAUUUAGGGAGCUGGUAUCCUGCAGCAACUGUCUGGACUAUCAAGCGCGAAGAUUACUGGUGCGUUACGGUCAAACCAAAAAGAUGAAUGCCGCCGUAGAUUUCGUGCACAUGCUUAACGCUACCAUGUGCGCCACAACACGUGUGAUUUGUGCUAUUCUGGAGACGCACCAAACCGAAACCGGGGUUAAGGUUCCGGAACCACUGAAGAAGUACAUGCCAGAAAGGUAUCGAGAUGAAAUUCCUUUUGUGAAGCCGGCUCCGAUUGAACUAGAGGCAGCUGCUGCACAAACCAAGAAAGACAAAAAGAGCGGCAAAAAGGAAGGACCAGCCGCUUGAAUGGUAAAAAUCUCGGUUUAACAUAAGUUACUAUUUAUUUGGAAAAUGCAUUUGCAACAAGCAAGCUUAAUGCUUUACGAUAAUACGUUUCGAAAUAUUCGUAACCAUAAGAGCGGUAAGUGCUGAAAUAAAAAUUAAAUGCGAGCCUCAGCCUUAAAUUAUUAUCUUGUUUUCUGAUCACAAACAACAAAAACAAAAAAACGUUCAUAACAUUUUUGACGUUUGUCCUACUGGAUUUGCUGACAUGAUCGAUCGAAGUACACUGCGAUGCACGUGGA
Molecule: messenger RNA, 1904 nt
Organism: Sabethes cyaneus
Lineage: Eukaryota; Metazoa; Arthropoda; Insecta; Diptera; Culicidae
Gene: SerRS
Product: serine--tRNA ligase, cytoplasmic
Exons: 2
Coding region: 124-1626 (500 amino acids)
Biological process (GO): seryl-tRNA aminoacylation
Cellular component (GO): cytosol
Molecular function (GO): tRNA binding; ATP binding; serine-tRNA ligase activity
Source: RefSeq, a predicted model, not a curated record